GAGUGGAGAAAAACGGACAUCGUCUCUUCAGUUAAUGGCAUGGCUUGAAAGCAUUCACAUGAGCUUCUAAAACAGAGAGGGUUGAUUGUAGUUGGAGCUCUGUUUUUGUGUGUGUGCAGUUCGUGCUUGGUCAGUCAGCCCAAUUUGACUAGUUCGUGUGAGUCCAUCCAAUUUCGUGCUGUUUUAAGAUGGUCUUCGUGCUUUGAAGCCUUUUGCACACCUUUUCAUUGGGAACGACAAAGGAUUCAUCGGCUCAUCGCCAAAAGCUUCAUUGACGACGACCAGCCCCACCAACAACAUUACCAAACUUGAACUUCAACGGCUCGGUUCUGUUCAUUGGUUUAUUAUUGUCCGUCAUAUUCUGUCGCUUGGAGAGAACUCCCCUAACGAGGAAUUAGUCAAACGUAUCCGACUUUUGUUCAAGAGGCGCGUGCCCAUAUGAACAUCGAAGCAACCGUAUUCGAAAAAGAAGUGGUUUGAAUUGCGUCAAAAAUUCAGUGAAGCCAAAUUGGUUGGUACAUAUCAUGGUGACUGGUUUGGUGGUGGACGAAAAAAAUCAUUGUGUAUGUGAGUCCGCUCUGAAUCGGGUUCUCCAGCCAUGAGCUCUUGAGCAGCACUACUUGAAAACGGAAGUGUCUGGUUCAAAGGAGAUCUCAUCUCCAUCAUGACCUAAAACAUUUCUAAGCAUGCUUAAGUGGCUUGUGCAGAAGACUCCGCAGCAAUCCAAAAACUUGGACCUCAUUACCGACAAUCCAUUGGCUGCUCUGGAAUUCAAUGGAGGGAUCUCAACGGGGAAAUCGAGAAGCAAGGAGAUCUACUCCGUGAAUAGAACAAAUCCUUUGUACGAUGCCGAUGACGGCAAGUGGGUAAAUCAUGGAUUUCGAGAUGAUGACCCCGAUCCAAAGUUGCUCCACGUGGAACCGAAUGCCACCAGAUCGUCCAGAACGUCUUCUGGAUAUGGCUCUCAAGAUUCUCAAAGGCGUAUGAUUGGAACGCAGAGCAACCCCCAAGUCCUUGGUCGGGAUGAACUGACCUCCAGACAUGAGGUGGAAUCAUUUGCUCCCGUUGGUCGUGGUCCGCCCAAGCCAAUUUGGCCAGACAAACAUCAGGCUCCAAACAUAAUUCUUCGGUCAACGGAGACGCAUUCUAACAAGCAUGUGCCCAUUGCUUUUCUCCACACCAACUCCAAGUAUGUCUCCAGCAUUGGAAUGUUUGGAGAAAAACCCGGACCUCAUGUCUUCAACGUUGUCAGAAAUGGAGGCUUUGUCAGUUCUAUCCAAUUUGGAGGCGCCAAGUCAAUCAAAAGACCCAUCCAUCCCAGGCUUGGACCCCAUAGUAGCAAGGAGAGAGUGUUUGGCAUAUCACAUAAGCAACUUUCCCCCAUUGAUGAAAUGCAAGUGGAUUAUGAAACUAACGCUGGAAUGGACGACUCAAUUGUGACGGAUUCUUUGCUCCAACUGACCAGUUUUUCUCCAGCCAUUGCCAACCCCGAGUUGAAAGGUGAUCGAACCGGUGGGUUUUUGGGACAUAUCGUGGAAGACCAGGAUGAUGAUGAAGCCAUAUAUCCUCCCUCUGGAAUGGUUCGUAAGAACGAAAACAUGGACAAUGUAAUCCGUGAGCUCACCCAAGCUGUGAUCAAGUCUCGGAACCGAUCCACUCUCACCAGAGCAAUGGGAAGUAAAGCUUCUGGCCAACGAUCAUCAUCGAGACGAACGUACCUAAGGAACUCGAUUCGGGCAGUUAAAUCCAUUAGCAAAGGGCCCGGGAAGCAGGUGAUGCGGGAUUUGUGGCAGAAAUCCGGUAUGAAAACCAAUGGAAGGAAGCUGAUUGCCGAUAGUUUGAGUGAAGACGAGUCCGGGGACUCCCAAGACGGCCGAUCAAAGUACUUGAAAAAACGUGGAAGAAAGCUGCCCAAAAGAAACCAUUCCAUUGGCUCAUCUUCAGUCUCUUCCAGUGAAUCAACAUUGUCAGGCUCUUACCAGACUCCAUUUACCAAUGGUCCUCGAUCCCAUGCUUUCUCCUCAGGCAUCUAUGCCGAGGUCUACAAAUCUUCCUCACAGAACAGCUCAGUGAGAAAGGUUUUUGAUCGAGGCCUCGUGGGCACAAUUGCGGAUGACGUAGAGUCUAUCUCAACUUCUGAUAGUGAAAACAAGCGGGUUCGGUUCUCGGGUGACGUGGUGAACAACGAAGCACUCAAAGAGAGAUUGGUGUACGAUUUCGUUCCAAGGACAAAACCAAGCCAGCCUCAAAAUCGGAACGACGUGAUCAUCGACAUUGCCAAACUCAACCAAAGAGACGGGUUUCCAAGUGAAGUGGGUGGUGCACCGUUGUGGGAACGGUAUUAUGGUGCGGAUGGGAAAUUUGCGGGCAACCCCGAAGAUAGGAACGACAGCGCCAAGAAGACUGACUAUCGAGCCAUAUUCACUUCACCUUACUUCGAUUACCGAAGAACAAAUUCACAUGGAGGCACCGUGACGAGCAAAUCUGACCCGCUGAUCUCAAAUCUGGUGGCAAAACAGACCCUUCGAAUGCAAAAGAAACGACCGCGAAUAUGUGGCUAUUGGCAAACCAUUUUUACCUUGUUAUUUCUGGGCUCCGUAAUGGUGACAAUUCUGACUUUGACCGUGUUGUAUGCAAGCCAACGGACUGAAAGUUAAUUUAUUGAGGGUUGGUUUUGGGGAUAUUUUUGGCGAACCUGAUGGUAUUAAAUUUGAAUGUAAAAUUUCGUAUUCGCAGCAAUAAUUGGUGGUUGAGUUCAUCCAUGUGUCAAAACUCACAAGUGUCAGGAAAAAAAAGGAUAAUAUAUGUGAAAGAUCAAUCGCA
Messenger RNA from Tigriopus californicus, 2823 nucleotides. RefSeq lists its product as uncharacterized. The record is from RefSeq and is a predicted model, not a curated record. The transcript has 5 exons. The coding region runs from base 687 to 2657 and encodes 656 amino acids. NCBI's taxonomy places the organism in Eukaryota, Metazoa, Arthropoda, Copepoda, Harpacticoida, Harpacticidae.